This is a messenger RNA of Halichondria panicea, 679 nucleotides long. RefSeq lists its product as uncharacterized. The coding region runs from base 33 to 587 and encodes 184 amino acids. Lineage: Eukaryota; Metazoa; Porifera; Demospongiae; Suberitida; Halichondriidae. The transcript is spliced from 4 exons. The record is from RefSeq and is a predicted model, not a curated record.
CCAUAAAGAUGGGCGUGGCUGCCUCUCAUUAAAUGGCUACAGUUGAUGAAACGUCUUCUCUUGGCUUUGAUGUGAGAUUGCAGCGUGUGGAUAUGACAUCCAGUGAAGGAGACCUAGGCUCUGUACUCUCUGGCAGUAGCGAGGGGUUCGUAUCAGCCCAAGCCACGCCUACCGUCAGUAUCAGAAAAGGAUAUUCUGAUGCUGAUGAUAAUCAUUCAGUAUCGGCUGUUUCUGCUGACUCAGCAAGUUUUCAUACACCAGAGCCGUAUGAAAUGUCCAGUCAAGAUGAGGAAGAUGUUGACCUUUCGGUAGAGAUCCCUGAUUUUGAAGCCCUCCCCACUAAUACUUAUGGCAUUGAGACCACAGUGACACCCACGAACGUGUCUAUCCCAGAGCUGCCCAAACUGGCCCUGGCCGAGGGGGUGAGAGGGGGUGUGGCAGAGAAGGGACCUCUGGACAAAGAGUACACAGGUCAAUAUCACAGGGAGAGUCGACAGCUGGUAUCCAAUGGUGCCACUAACGAGCGAACACCUCUCCUCCACUCAAACACAGACACUGAGAAUAACAGUUGUUGUGUAUUACUGUGAUACUGACCACUCUCUAUAUACUCGUUGUGUGUCCCUGUGUUUGCACUAUAAUUAUACAUGUUUGUAUUUUUUGACAAAAGAAUUUAUAAUUA